This is a messenger RNA of Lacerta agilis (Sand lizard), 1020 nucleotides long. RefSeq names its product vomeronasal type-2 receptor 26-like. The record is from RefSeq and is a predicted model, not a curated record. Lineage: Eukaryota; Metazoa; Chordata; Lepidosauria; Squamata; Lacertidae. The coding region runs from base 112 to 1020 and encodes 302 amino acids. Gene Ontology annotation, biological process: G protein-coupled receptor signaling pathway. Gene Ontology annotation, cellular component: membrane. Gene Ontology annotation, molecular function: G protein-coupled receptor activity. The transcript has 2 exons.
CAUUCUCUAUGUACUGUGAGUUGCCAACCUGGAUUUAGCAAGAAAGUGAAGGAAGGGGAGCCUUUUUGUUGCUACCAUUGCAUCCCAUGCCCAGACGGGAAGAUUUCAAACAUGGAGGAUAUGAAUGACUGUAAUAAAUGCUCAGAUGAAAACUAUCCUAGCAAGAGGAAAGAUACAUGCAUUCCCAAGGAUAUAAGCUUCUUGUCUUAUGAAGAGUCUUUAGGCAUUAGUUUAGCCUUCCUUUCUCUUUCCUUUGCUUUAAUCACAGCACUGGUGCUGGGAAUAUUUCUGAAGAACCGCAACACUCCCAUCGUCAAAGCCAACAACCGCUACCUCACCUACACUCUCCUCAUCUCCCUACAGCUCUGUUUUCUUUGUGCUUUAUUAUUCAUUGGCCAACCAGAGAAUGUAACAUGUCUCCUCCGACAAACUGCUUUCGGCGUUAUCUUCUCAGUGGCUGUUUCUUGUGUCCUAGCAAAGACUAUCACGGUCGUUCUGGCUUUCAUGGCCACCAAACCAGGUUCCAGGAUGAGGAAGUGGGUGGGGAAAAGACUGGCCUGCUCCAUUGUUCUUUCCUGUUCCCUUAUUCAAACAGGCAUUUGUAUUGUGUGGCUGGCAACCUCUCCCCCAUUCCUAGAUGUUGACAUGCACACAAUGGCUGAAGAAAUUAUACUAGAAUGUAAUGAGGGGUCUGUGACUAUGUUUUACUGUGUCCUCAUCUACAUGGGCUUCCUGGCAAUUGUAAGUUUGACUGUGGCUUUCCUUGCCAGGAAGUUGCCAGACAGUUUCAAUGAAGCCAAGUUCAUCACUUUCAGCAUGUUGGUCUUUUGUAGCGUUUGGUUAUCUUUUGUUCCUAGUUACUUGAGCACUAAAGGGAAAUAUAUGGUAGCCGUGGAGAUCUUCUCUGUCUUAGCUUCCAGCGCUGGGUUGUUUGGUUGCAUCUUUUCCCCAAAGUGUUAUAUCAUUUUGUUUCAGCCUCAGCUGAACAACAGAGAACAGCUAAUCAGAAGAAAAGAUUGA